Cynara cardunculus var. scolymus (artichoke) is the source of this 930-nucleotide messenger RNA. RefSeq names its product phosphopantothenoylcysteine decarboxylase subunit VHS3-like. The coding region runs from base 195 to 725 and encodes 176 amino acids. The transcript has 3 exons. Lineage: Eukaryota; Viridiplantae; Streptophyta; Magnoliopsida; Asterales; Asteraceae. The record is from RefSeq and is a predicted model, not a curated record.
GUCCCAACAUCAAAAUCAACCUUCCGAACCCUAACCCAGAAUCCUUUCCUUCACAAUCUUUCUCUCUCUCUCUCUGGUUUUAUUACCGUUACCCAUUUCUUAGACCAAUACUUCUUCAAUUUCUCCCAGUUAAAAAAGUAUAAAAGCUUCGGUUUUUAAGUGGGUUAUCGAGAUUAUUUUUGUGGAUUUUCGCAAUGGACGUAGAGAAAUCUUUCACCUCUGAUUUGGGGGUUUUGCAGAGAAAGAUGGCUUCUUUUGCUGGAGUUGUGGCUUUUGAAACCUUUUUGGCUGCUCAGAUUUCUCUUGCUUGCCUCGUCAUGACGACAGGAUUUCUACUUCACGAUGCACAUACAUUGGCAAGUGUGAUUGGAAGUGAUCGAAGGUUUCCUUUUGCUGAGCUUCACAAGAAGGGCACAGCUGAAGCUGAGGCGAAGGAUGGCAGUGACACAGAAGAUGACGAUGAAGACGACAAUGAUGCAGAGGAGCCCGAUGAUGAAGAUGGUGGAGAUGAAGAUUUCUCUGGUGAUGAAGGUGGAGAUGACGAUGAUGAUGAUGAAGGAGAUGCUGGGGAACCUGAGGCAAAUGGCAAUAAAGGCAGUGAUGAUGAUGAUGAUGAUGACGACGAAGAUGACGAUGACGACGACGACGACGAUGAUGAUGAAGAAGAGGACGAUGAAGAUGAUGAUGAUGAGGAAGAACAACCACCAGCUAAGAAGAGAAAGUAAAAGGGGGUAGAUCUUCCUCUUAAGAUGUUUGAUUAUGAGGUAUGCCCAAGAGUAUGUAGUAGGGAGGGUUUAACAUUUUAGUUUGGUUUUUGUGCCAUUUCAAUUGUAGGGUAUUUAACCAUCUAAAACCCUUGUUUCCAAUGGUUAUCAUGCCUUUUUAUGCAAAAUCUGAGGUGGGAUUUGUGUAACUCAAGUUACUGUCAAA